CUCAAUAGUUGGUCUGCCAACCGCCACAAAGCACCACAGGAAGAAGAAGAAGAACAACAACAAAGCAAGCAGUCUUUUUUCUUUGGGUUCGGACUCGCUUUUCAUUUAGAAAAAUGUAACCGAAACCAGAGGACAUUUGGCCGUCCGGAGGCUUGUAGAGAGCAGCAGCCUAUCAGAGAAAGACAAACUACUGUCAUACGGGUUUUUGUUGGUGGAUUUUGGGAGCUAAGUUAGCUGUAAGGUUAGCUUCACUGUGGGUUAGCUUCUCUCUACUGUCUCCAUAAAGGUCAAUAUAGAUUAUAAAACGCCCAAAAAUAAACCUCACACUUCGUCACCUCUUAACUGUCGGAGAUGGGAAGCCUGGCCAGCAAGUUCCAGUCCCCCUCGCAGGGACAAGAGGAAGCAGCCGAGGGCACCGGCGGCAGCCGGAGACAUGGGUCCGAGUGCAAGAAGAGGAAGCGGAACACCAAGUGCGACUGCGACAGUGAACAUGAUGAAGAAGACGACAUGCUAGAUACGCCUCGCAGGAAGAAGUUGAAAAGCACCUCAAAGUACAUUUAUCAGACCUUGUUUAUAAAUGGAGAAAACAGUGAUAUUCGUAUCUGUGCUUUAGGCCAGGAGUGGAACCUCCACAAAGUGUAUCUUUGUCAGUCUGGAUAUUUCUCCAGCAUGUUCAGCGGCUCUUGGAAGGAGUCCAACAUGAUGGAAAUCAACUUGGAGAUCCCCGACCAGAACAUUGACACUGAAGCUCUGCAAGUCGUCUUUGGGUCUCUCUACCGGGACGAUGUUCUGAUCAUGCCCAACCGGGUGAUCAGUAUUCUCGCUGCUGCGUGCAUGCUACAGCUGGAUGGCUUGAUCCAGCAGUGCGGUGAAACCAUGAAGGAGAACAUCAGCGCGAAGACUGUGUGUGGCUACUACGCUUGUGCGAGCAUCUAUGGGUUGGAUUCAGUCAUGAAAAAAUGUCUUGAGUGGCUUCUAAACAAUUUGAUGACCCAUCAAAAUGCUGACUUGAUGAAAGAACUUGGGUCUGAAGUGAUGGAGCUGCUCAUCCAGUCCUCAGACCUAUUUGUCAUGCAGGUAGAGAUGGACGUAUACACUGCUCUGAAGAAGUGGAUGUUUCUGCAGCUCAACCCUUCGUGGGACGGACCAAUCAAGCAGCUUCUUGCCGAUGCUGACGCUUGGCUUUGCAAACGCAGGACAGACCUGUGCGAAAAGGAGCCAUUCUUAAACACGGAGGAAGGGGUGGCGUUUCGCUCAGUCUUCAAGCUUGUACGUCUCCAGUACAUCAUUAACGAUCUGGCAUCUGCACGCAUCCUGGAGCGAGACAAUAUUCUGCCCCCUGAGUGGCUAACGGCGAUGUACAAAAACCAGUGGUUCGCUAUGCUCCGGACAGAAUUUGACAAUGAUAAUGGACCUCAGGAGUCUAACAAAGAUGAGUUUGAGCAGAACAGCAUGAGGUGUGGCCGGAAGCUGACUAAAGAUGGAGAUUACUGCUGGCGGUGGACGGGCUUCAACUUUGGGUUUGACCUGUUGGUCACUUACACAAACCGCUUUAUAGUCUUUAAAAGGAAUACACUCAGUCAGCCAUGUGGGGGCGCUGUGAGUCUACAAGCGCGAAGGCAUCUGGCUUACAGGUUACGUCUGGCCUCCUUUGAUAGCCGAGGGAAGCUGGUCUGCAGCCGUUCUACGGGUUACCAGCUCCUCACCCUGGAGAAGGACCAGGAGUACGUGGUGAUGAACCUGGACAGCCGCCUGUUAUCAUUCCCCCUGUAUGUGUGCUGUAACUUCCUGUACACGUCGCCUCAUUCAGACCACCGUCCAGAUUCCUCGGAGCCAGAGAGCGCCGCCCGCGCCGCGUCCUGAUAUCUGUCCAACCAGCAUUUAGCUGCUACCAUUCCCGUGGCGACAAGGAGUCGUUCGCCCAAAGACUACGUGCUGCAAGGCACCAGAGCACUGGACUCCUCUUGCACACACGGACUGCAUGCUUGUAGCUUUGUGGAGUGUGGGGGCGUUUGUUGCAUCCAUACGGGCAGUAUUUUUAGCACAUUUUGAAUUUUUUUUUCACAGAGCAAACCGUUCAGAAGGGAUCAGACCACCUUUUUGUCUGCAAUGAGCUUCAUCGUCUUCCUUUGCCAUGAAUCGUCUGCAUUGUGUGCUGGACCACUAUAUAGAGUUUAAGAACCUCAGGUUAUGGUGAUGGAGAUAUCUGUUAAGAGUUUUUUUUUUUUAGUUAUGUUUAAUACCUUUUUUUUAUUAUUUAAAGGUUUGGAUUAUACCAUUGAAAAAAUAACAGGGACAAUGUGAUGAGGCAUCAGUGCACGUUUUAAACAGGAUCGUCAUAUAUCAGACACUCCUCAAGCCGUCUCAUUGUCUUCAUAGUGAUGGUCCAGAUUUACUCUGGCAAACAUGAAUUCUGCUUUUAUUAAAAUAUAAAUACAUAUUUUAUAGAAAGAUUAUAGAAUCUGCUUCACGUGUGACAUUAGGCAGCCAGCGUAAAGAAAACUGUUCAAUAUGAAGACGAUGAGGAUAAGAAGAUGCUUCUGAAGGAGAUUUUUUUUUCUUCUAUUUUAACACUUUUUAAAACUCUAGCUUGUGUCUUUGUUUAGUUUUCCAACAAAGCAGCUUCCCGUCUACGCCUCAGAUUUAUGGAAGCAUCAUCAAGUCCAGACAGAUUUCUUUCCAAUCUCUUCUGUGGCAGAUCGUUGAGAUCGUACUCGUGUCCGAUCUUUGAUUCCAUCUUCACGAGGUUCUGUUUCGUUUUUUUCCCCCUGAAACUACGCUUUUUAUUUCCACAGGUUUCCUGCAGUGUUGGUUUCCUGCACUCUCACUAGAUGUUCAGUCAGGCCCCUGAUGAGGGAGUUACGACUGUUUUGAGUUACUCGAGUUAAAAUCUUCCCCGCUAAUGGAAACAUGUAGCUGAGCAUUUACCUAAAUCUGUGCAUUUACCUUUUCUGUCUGCUUUCGUUCAGGUAAUCUGUUCACUUCCUGUUUGGAUAUGUUGUAAACUUGUCGUUACCUCCAAAACGUUUUGAGAAGCUGGUGGAUUCUCAGUUGUAAAUGAGAUGUAUUUUAACUCCUCUGCAUCUCUGGCAAACUUUGUACAGCCGUCCUCAUGUAAAAAAAAAAAAAAAACAUUGUUAAACUUGUUUCUUUUUGGGUUUUAUUUUAUUUUUAUGGAUGUUUUAUGUUUUGCAAAAGAGAUCUCUUCACUGCCAAUAAAACUGGCCUUUUAUACGGGCUGUGGUGCUAUAACACAAUC
Molecule: messenger RNA, 3259 nt
Organism: Fundulus heteroclitus (mummichog)
Lineage: Eukaryota; Metazoa; Chordata; Actinopteri; Cyprinodontiformes; Fundulidae
Gene: gmcl1
Product: germ cell-less, spermatogenesis associated
Exons: 15
Coding region: 352-1863 (503 amino acids)
Biological process (GO): germ cell development
Molecular function (GO): protein binding
Source: RefSeq, a predicted model, not a curated record